Messenger RNA from Annulohypoxylon truncatum, 1686 nucleotides. Its product is annotated as RNA polymerase II transcription elongation factor-domain-containing protein. Lineage: Eukaryota; Fungi; Ascomycota; Sordariomycetes; Xylariales; Hypoxylaceae. The transcript has 2 exons. The record is from RefSeq and is a predicted model, not a curated record. Bases 239 to 1297 code for a protein of 352 amino acids.
AUUCAGCCCUCCGCCUUGUCAAGUUACAUUCAUGGAUCUUCCCUUUGCAUUAUCCAUUCUACGAUACACCUAACAUCUUACACAUCUGUGCUUCCAACUUACUGGUUUCAUUUUUGGGACUGCCACAGAGUCGAAACUAUUCCACCACGAUUAGAUACUCAUUUUUAAACCAGCAGACCAAAUACCUUGAAUCCAACCGCCAAUCGACGAAUAGACAACCACAGUAAUUUCCGCGACCAUGACAUCCCUCGCGGCGGGGAUAGUCGAUCCCACGAAAGCCGGCAAAUAUCCUGUCGUCCUGAGCGAUGCUUUACUUGGUAAAGACCCGAAGGAGGUCUUUACUGGCGUUAGAUAUAAUCAUAAGCCGUCCUUGUCGUCACCCACAGCACCGACCCAGGCGCGAAUAAAACAGGCUUCCUCAUCUAAGAAAAGUGCUCCGACAUACGACCUCUCAUUUCAGGAUGACGGCGGACGCUACCAGUAUAAAGGAACUCGGGGUGUCGAGGAUAGCCAAUACGUACUAAUCUUCGAUGCCGCGCGCGAGGUCUUUGUUCUUCAUAAAGUAGACUCUAUGUUCAAUAUGAACCUAGUGCAGACACCAUCCAGCGAUGCCGAGAGCCUGCGACGGGAAUUCCCCCAGCUUGAGAGCCACAGCAACAGCAGCAGCGCCAAGGUCGCGGGCCCGACGAGCGGUGGCAAGAAGUCUACGAAAGCGAGCAACGAAGAGAAAAAGACAACAUCUAAACCACGAAAACAGGCGCCAAAAGCGAAGGCAGAGGAGAAGCCAGCUUUGGUCAUGCCCGAGAAGAAACCGCCCCCGAAACCCACAACCACCGCUAAGCCAAGCAAGGCGUCGGCAGAUGAAGAGGAUGAGAGCUCAGAUGAUGAUCUUGGCCUCACGAUCGAGAAUCCAGGUGGCCAGGCGCGAGACACAAGGCAGAAUUUCUCACCAGGCAACAUAUUUGGAAUUCGCCCAUUUUCCGAUUUCGUUCGGGAUGACGAGGGAGAGAAUGACGAUGCCGAUGGCGAGGACGAUGACGACGAUAACUUCGAGCAUUUUAAGCUACCUAGUCCAAUAAAUCGCCAGAUGCAGGAGACUAGUACUUUCCAACAGCCGACACAAGCCAACGGGGAUGACGAGGAAGAAGAGGAUGAAGAGAUGGAAGACGUGGGGCAACAAUCGGUUGAUGCUGACGAAGCCGCUCUGGACGAUGAAAUGGAUCUUGAAGCUGCUCUAAUGGCCGAACUAGGUGAAGCUGACAAUGCACAGGAAAGCGACGUUAGUGAAGAAGAGUAAUCGCGAAAAGGGCCACCAUCGUUCGUUUGGGACCUACAGAAUUUUAUCCAAUUUUGGAUGGAUUUUAUGAACACGGCGUCCGGUGCCCCGGAUACCAUCUACUGUGCAUUCAUGGCUUGAUGAAAUAGGAACGGAUCAUAUACAUCAGGGGAAAAAACUAAGGAAAACGGAUAGUUCUGUUAGAUUUCUUUUAUUGAGCGAAUUGAUAUUCAAGCUUGAGAUAUUCAGAAGUUACCGACGGUGACCCCAUAUGCUCGAGAAAACGCGUGUUUUGGUUUGAUGGAACUGAUCUGGACGUUAUGAAUUAUGUUCUAAUAGCGCUGAUCUACAACAGGGCAUCUAUAGAUACUGAUUCCUAGGCAUUCAGCAAGAUCACAGGGCGACUCGUG